Molecule: messenger RNA, 1945 nt
Organism: Ruditapes philippinarum (Manila clam)
Lineage: Eukaryota; Metazoa; Mollusca; Bivalvia; Venerida; Veneridae
Exons: 1
Coding region: 114-1394 (426 amino acids)
Source: RefSeq, a predicted model, not a curated record
UAGAUUCGCGAUCAAGGGUGAAUGAAUUGGAUCAAUAUACCAUAAUAGGAAUUCUAUACAAACCGUUUCGUGUUUCUACCUGCAAUAUUAUAUUAUGGUAUUAUAACAAAACAAUGUACAGAGAUUAUUUAAAAAGGAAUGGAUUAGUUAUAUCAGACAUCAAUUAUAAAGAAUCUAACGAGUCAGUAACAUUAAUGGAAAAAAUAAGUGAGGAAAAUGGAAAUAGCGGCGAAAGUUUAAACUCGGAUACCGAAAAUACAAAUGAUUCUCUUAGCAACGAGGUAAAUAAAGCUAUAUCACCAUUAAAGAAGAGAAAGUUAAUUCUACAUUUUGACAUUAGAAAUACAGUGCUAGUGGCGGACUCUGUAACUAAUGUCUCUGUUGAACAGGCAUUGAACAGUUUUCUUACGGGUGUUGUAUGGGGAAACGAAGGCCAUGAUGGAAAUUGGAUAUGGCACUCGGAUCAGCUGUCUUUAACACCACCGGCAGAAAAUGUGGUAACAUACUAUAAAUAUCUAGAAAAGAAAUAUGUGAAGAACACAACAGACAGGACUCAGCUGAGGCUAGCAACGGGCGAUUUCUCACAAAGCGAAAUCGGUAAAAGGUUUCAACCCCAUUUUCAAAAUCAUCUAGAACUUUUGAAAUGGCGACAUGAUUUCGAGGUAGAUACCCACAAUUGUCUGACAAUGUCCGGACACGAUGGACAACAGUACAAUUACAUAGUCCCGGCUCUGUAUAAAUGCAUCCAUCAUUUAGUUGAAUCAAAAAGAGAUUUUGCAAUUGUUUUUAGAACAUUUGGACUGGACGCCCCAAACGUGAUCAAAAGUUUGGAGCACGGUUUGCAAGGAAACCACCCAGGUUACCAUGAACCUGUCAAUUUGAAGGUAAAUGAAACUGUUGGAACGGUUAAGAGGAGUAAAAGCGAGCCAACUGUCUUUACCGUGCCAGAACCAGACGGGACAACACGCAGUUAUGAAGGGGACAGAUGUAUUUACGACAUGUUAUCAAGCAGUGUCGGUAUUACCGGUUUUAGAGACGAUGUCCAUUAUUGGCUUGAAAAUUCCUAUCAUCACGAAACCGCUAAACCUCAUAUUAUAGACCCUUUCGACCAAAAUGUUCACCAUAUAUUUUUUGAUGAUAAUUUUAGGGCAUAUGAAGACGAUAGUAUUGUAGAUGUGAGAUUAUUUGAAUCACGUGGUGCCAAAGAAGCGCGAUGUUUAACUAAAGCGGAAGUUGCUCAGUUCGACAACGUCUGCCUUGUACAGGCGGAUCUUAUUAAAUGCAUUGAGGAUGAAAAUUACUAUCGCGAUAGAAUUCAAGAGUGUGAAAGUAACUACUCAUUAUUUCUAAAAAGAUGGAGCCGACUUUCUCGAAGUAUGUCUUUAGACGGGUAAUUUUUAAAAACCAUAUAAAUGUGUUCACACACUAUGGAAAAUAAACAGUCUCUAUGUCAUCUUUGUUCACAUUAUGGGAGAUAAUCAAUUAGUUUUACAUAUCAAUCUUUGUUCACAAACUUUGAAAGAUAAUCAGAGUUAUAUGUCAAUCUUUGGAUUAUAAUCAGUGUUUCAUGUCAAUCUUUGGAAGAUAAUCAGCGUUUUAUGUCAAUCUUUGGAAGAUAAUCAGCGUUUUAUGUCAAUCUUUGGAAGAUAAUCAGCGUUUUAUGUCAAUCUUUGGAUUAUAAUCAGUGUUUCAUGUCAAUCUUUGGAAACUAAUCAGUUAUAUGUCAAUCUUUGGAAGAUAAUCAGGGUUAUAUGUCAAUUUUUGAAAGAUAAUCAGCGUUUUAUGUCAAUCCUUGGAAGAUUAUCAGUUAUAUUUUUUAUGUCAAUCUUUGUUAGGUUAGCCAAAAUUAUAUAUUAUGAUGCAAUAUUACCAAAACGCAAUAACUGAAGCAUUAAUAUUUCCAAUAUUUCAGGUCAAACAUCUAUUCUAAUAAAAUUUCUAUUCA